This is a messenger RNA of Ictalurus punctatus (channel catfish), 8694 nucleotides long. It is a transcript of the gene bltp3a, whose product is annotated as bridge-like lipid transfer protein family member 3A. The transcript is spliced from 21 exons. Lineage: Eukaryota; Metazoa; Chordata; Actinopteri; Siluriformes; Ictaluridae. The record is from RefSeq and is a predicted model, not a curated record. Bases 795 to 4478 code for a protein of 1227 amino acids.
CCCACGCUACUAGGGCUGCUCGUUCUGAAUUAAAGGGCCAGUACACCGUUGUAGAAGGAAUAUGAGUUGUACAAAGGUGUAUAUAUUGCUACAUAUUGCACAGAAAAAUAUUAGUAGAGUAGUAUAUUUCAUAUGUAGUUAGUGUUUGAGUUAAUAUCAAAAAAAGGUUUAUAUUUGGCCUAUAUAUGACCAGUUUGAUGUUCAGAGAUGACGUGGAAAUGUUUUUGUUUGUGGAGAGUGAACGUGAGACUAACAGGAGGUUUAUUAGAAUUCAGUCGAUGUUAAUAUAUAGCAUAUAACAUAACUUGUUUAGUGUGUGUGUGUGUGUGUGUGUGUGUGUGUGUGUGUGUUUAAACACAGGUCUGUAAAUGUGGUGUAAGUGAGAUAACAAUGGAGUUCUUCACCUCCACCUCGUCCAGUUAUUUCGGGAGGCGAGUUAGCGAGCAGAUGUACAGCGUCUGAAGGAAACCGAGGUCUCACCGUUGAACAAAUCUGAUCUGAUACACACUCGUGUGUGUGUGUGUGUGUGUGUGUGUGCGAAAGGCGCAAUGAUUGUGAAAGGCUCAGCUUCUGUCCAACUGUAACAGAGGUCGGCUAUUUAGAGAGGAAGUGAGCGAGAGGCCGAGUUGUGGUGCAGGUGAUGAGACGAGGCCGUGGGGGAGACGGGUUACUCAGUCCAGCCCCGAACACACUGGUUUACCAAGAACCUGUCUCCGGAUAAGAUCAACCUGAGCACGCUGAAGGGAGAAGGUCAGCUCUCCAACCUGGAGCUGGACGAGGAGGUUCUGCAGAACAUGCUGGAUCUGCCUACGUGGCUCUCCAUCAGCCGCGUCUACUGCAACAAAGCCGCCAUCAGAAUCCAGUGGACGAAAUUAAAGACGAGCCCCAUAUGCCUGUUUCUCGACAAGGUGGAAGUAGAAAUGAUGACAUGUGAGGAGCCCCGCCCACCUAACGGCCCCUCCCCCAUUGCCAUCACUGCAGGUCAAAGUGAGUACGGCUUUGCGGAGAAGGUCGUGGAGGGCAUGUCGGUCAUCAUUAACUCCAUCGUUAUUAAAAUGAAGUCCAAAGCGUUUCACGCCUCCUUCGAGCUCUGGCAACUUCAGGGCUUCAGUCUGAACCCUAAGUGGCAGAAGAGUGACCUCCGAUACACACGGAUCACACACCCUAAGAGAGGAGAGGUGCUGACCUUUAAAGAAAUUCACUGGCAGAGUUUGCGCAUCGAAGCGGACGCUAUGGAGAGCGAGGAACAGGAUUUGGGGAACACACCGCUACGCCUCAUCACGAACCAGGGGCGCAUCAGGAUCGCCCUUAAACGCAGGGUGAAGGACUGUAAUGUCCUGGCGUCGAAGCUGCUCUUCAUCCUGGAUGACCUGCUGUGGGUUCUGACCGACUCUCAGCUUAAAGCUGUCAUCCAUUACGCUAAAUCUCUGAGUGAGGCUAUGGAGAAAUCCGCAAAGCAGAGGAAGAAUAUGGAGACGGUCCCUACCUCUCCUGGACCCCGCCCACCAUGGCCAGAGCCACACCCGGUUCCCGUGGCAACGCCCAACACAUUAGCACAGUAUUUCGACCUUUAUGAUGUGAAGGAGUCAUCGUAUCACACGUUUAUUUCUCGGCUUGACCUGCACAUCUGCAAUGACAGUUCAGCAUCAGAAACAGAUGAACCCCCUAUUCCAGGCUCCCAGGGUGCAAUGCAGCUGACCUUUCGUAAACUGGGCUUCGAUUACUACCCCUUCCACAGACCAGGCGAUGGUUGUCGACAUUGGGAGCGUUACUGCAGUGCUUUGGACUCUCGCACUCAGUGGGCGUCCAAACUGCUACAGGAUUUUCAGAAGAAACUCGAAAGCUCGGGAUUUCCCCAACCUCCAUCUGAACCUCGUGAGCCCAACACACAGUCGCCAGCCAAAAAAACACACAGAGAUGGAGAGUCCGUCACAAACGCUGAUGAAAGCUUGGCUUUAAAGAAACUCCGCUCCAGCUGUAUGGUGAUCCGUGUGGACGAUCUGGACAUCCACCAGGUGUCCACCAGGGGGCGUCACGGCAAGAAAACCCAGUCGCUUUUAUCGUGUAACCGCAAAGUGCUGAACAUGGCGGAGAACACGCCUGCCAUCCACCUGCAGUUUACCGAGUAUUACUUCCCUCACCACGCCGCAGGACCCGUGCCCUGCUCUAAUCUGUACGGUCAGCUGAACGGUCUGCAGCUGUGUGUGGACGCUGCGAGUGUGUUGUGGAUGUAUGUGUUUUGUCGUGGUUUGCUGACGACUCUGGAGCAGGUGAAGGCUUUUUAUCACCUGCAGGACAGCAGCAAGAGCGACGAACACGUGGAUGUGAGAGUGGACGCUACGCAGCUGAAGCUGAUCAUUCCUCUCGACUCGUCCAUCUUGGAUCACGCUGAUCGUCCACACGCUCUGGGUUUCACUCUCUCGCAGGCAUUUCUCAGCAACACCCAUCACUCUCCUCACUCGUCCUUCUCCGACCUCGAGUCCACGUUCUCGGAUUUUUCCGCUCAGCCGUUUUUCCGAGCCUCACCGGUCUCUCCUUUUCCUCGUGACCGGAACACCUUGCACCCUCUUCCUCUGGCGUUCCUAAAAUCCGAUCCCUCGCUCUCACUUUCGCGUUCGUCUUCGUUGGACGUGUGGAGCCUCAGCCUGUCCCGAGUAGCAGGUUGUUUUGAGGGCGCGCGGCGAGGAGGCAACGCGCCACCGUUCAUGGAGCCGUUCGCUGCGUGCGUAUGGAUGUGCCGAGCGCGAGCUUUAACGAAGUCGUUAAGCCAGGAGGGAUCGUUAACGAAUGCAGAGAACGGUGCCGCAAAACCGUCCAAUCACGUCGCUCCGUCAGCAUCCAUCCACUUCCUGGUUCAGUCCAUCAGUCCGAUCCGAAUGUGGCUCAGUCAUUACCAGUACGUUGCUCUGCUCCGUAUGAAGGAUUAUCUCGCCAGGUUAGCCUCCGACCUCAAUCGCUUUCCGAGCGCAAAGUCUAAGACGGCGGCGGCGGCUCCUCCUACAGCGUGCGUAUCGCUCCUCUUGGAGGCGCUGGAGCUCGGCGUGCUUCUUCCACCCGUCGUCGGGAAAACGGAAGAUGAGGCGCCAGAGGAAACCGAUACGCAAAGCCUGACUGACUCCGAUCUCUCUCCAUCACGCCCAGACAGCGGGAUCGUCGGAAGCACGGAAAAAGCGAGGGAGCAGCAGGAGGGUGAGUGUGAUGGAGCAGGGGAGGGGCCUGUGGAUGUCGAGGAGGCGUGUGAGGCUAUCGAAGAGGGAUUGGAUGAAGCGAAUGGUCAGGGAGGUGAAUCUCGGGUCGUGACCUCAGUCGUUUCACCGUCUCCGGCUACCGUGCAGAAUCUGAACACUUCCAUGGUCAGCCUGGAGGGGGAGCUGUCCAGCGCGCUCAGCGUGACAAAAGACGUGACUAAAGACGCCUUCAGCGCUUCCCUGGACCUCACCAAGGGGGCGCUGUCCAUCACUAAAGACGCUCUCAGCAUCCUGAGCCGCAGUUCUGCCAUGAGCAAAAUAUUCAGCGCUCAGAGCAAAGAACCAGACGACUCCGCUCUGCGUCUGCCACCCCUCAGACACUCACUUUCCCAGAAUUCCUGUGACAGCGUUGUCAUGGACACCAGCGUGGCUGACGAUGGCCUCUCAUUGGACAGCGACACCAGCGAAAACUUCGUCAUCCUCACAGACUCAGAGUUCACUCGUCCUAACGGCACUCCCAUCCAUUCAGUGAGGACAGACGGAGGAUCCUUGGCUGAUCUGAGCAGCUGUCUGUCUCACAGCACUGAGGACAUGUCUCAGGAUAUGGUGUGUGUGCUGUUGCUGUCUCUGCGUGCUGUUCGCUCUCUGAUGGAGCUCCACGCGCAGGACGCAGUGGUGGCAAUGGAGGUUCAAUCUGUUACGCCAAAGCAGCUGGGAAACCAGCGAGUGGUGGACCUACAAACACUCACACACGGUGCUUCCUCUCCACCGAUAUCCCCUGUGUCCCGCCCCCCGGAGGUGUGUGUGAGGGUGGAGGCGGGGCCAGGGGCGGGGCGUCACUGCUGCGCGGCGGAGAGUGCAGGUUUCGUUGAGGUGUGUGUGCGUGGGUGUGAGGCCGAGCUACUCACCUCAACAAUAAACACACUCGGUCCUUUUAUGGAGGACGAGCUGAACUCGGACUCCCAGCCAAUCAGAAUCACUGUACACAACACCCGCAUCACGCUCAAGGAUGACGGCCCCCGUGUAUAUCCCACCGCCCCCCAGUCUGUUCCUGUCUCCUUUGUUCUAGAUGGUGUAGUUCUGGAGCGGCUGGACGAUACCAUGCUUACAGUCAGACCCACUGACAGCCAAUCAGGAGACAAAGCCUGCUGUGGACCUGAAGGAGAUGACAAGGUACAAGCCCUUCAGUCCGAGCUUGCUGACGUUCACUCCGCCCUCUCCACAGCCGUCUCCGACAGAGAACGUCUCUUACAAGAAAUCCGCAAAUACGACCCGUCCUUCACUCUAUGACCUCACACCACUAUUGGGCAAAGGUCAGAGGUCAUGGUUCAAAUGCAAGAACAAAAUCCGUGUGUGUGGAAGGAGUGAGUGUUAACUUCUGCGUCCUCUUCCUGCUCUACUGACAACCAGGUGCCAUGAAGAGCUUUACUUCCUGUUACCUAGUGACCAUUACAGUGUUAUUUUAUAUUGAUUUUCACAUCUUCUUUUACUUUGUUGUAAAUAGACUGGUACAGUUAGUAUAGGCUGCUAAUGAGAUGCAUUACUGCAGAGUGUGUGUGUGGGUGUGUGUUCAUGAGAAGAGUGUGAGAGGAGAGAACACAGCAGUGGACCUCAGUCUUAUUUCAUCUGCACGGUGCGUGCGUGUGUGUGUGGGGUGGGAGGGGGGUGUGUUACAUCAGGUACAUGUGUGAUUUGAGUUAUAGGGAAUUGUAUAAUACACACACACACACACACACUGUCAAACCAACAUACACUUAUUGCUUGUGCCAGAAAAACGCCACAAAAUAUCCACGCCACCUUUCAUCACGGUUCAUAAAAUCUAAGCAACAUUCAGAAUUUAUUUUUUUUUUACACAUACAUCCCACACUGGACUUCUUUCCUAAUAUCCUCAAAUGCAGUGUGUAGUGUGGUGGGUUUUGUAAAAAGUGCUAAUUAGAACACAACCAUAAACGCUAAAUACUUUUAGCAAGACCACGGUAGUGCUAUUGCGUGUGAUGAAUAUCACAGUGUAUCAUUAAUCGAUUAUCAGCGCUUGCAUGCUUUAUUUGUAGUAUAGUAUUUAUUUUUAAAUGAUGUUUUGGUACUGGACGUACGUACAUGUGUGUGUGAGAAGGAUUAGUUCUCUUUUAUUUAAUUUUAUUAUUAUAAUUUUUUUACUUGAUUUGCACAAACCUGAAAAUGUGACGCACCUCGAGGUGUUGACGUGAUCUGCAUGCUCGACUCCGUCUCUCCCGAAGCUGUUUAGAAUCAAGUGUAAAGGUAUUAGGUGUUAAAAUGUUUUGGGACGGACCGGAUGUCCGUAAUACGUACGUGUUCAGUGGUCCGUUAUGUAAUUAUAGUGCCGGGGAAGUCGGGUGGAAGGUUGGAGCGGAUGGUGUAGUGUAAAUAAGUUUACUUUAUUGUUUAUGUCUGCAAGGCGUAUAGGCAGAUAACCAGCGGCGCCGCCUUGUGUUCCCGAGGUUCCGCGUUUCAGCCCUCAACGCCAUGUUAGCGCCGACAUCCGUAGAUUAAUAAGUGUAUAGGUGAGGAAUAAGACACGACGGAGUGGUGGUGGUGAGACGCUUUUAUCACGCUGAAGUGGGUAAUUUUCCUAGAACGGUACAUCCCGAAGCGUUUUAUUCCUCGGUCGAUUAAUCAAUCAAUCAACAUCACGCUUAAUGUACCGUCAAUCAAAUUAGUUCCUGUUAUCCCUUACGUUAUAGUCGCUAUAAACAAGUUAAUACAUCAGGAAACAGACACAGCUCGUCACGUUACCGAGAACCAGAACGUUUCCUGAGCGCGUACAAAGCGCUGAUAUCGGAGACUCCUUCCUUAUACAGGUGCGUCUCAAAAAUAUUCGAAUAUCGUGGAAAAAUUGGUUCUUCUCCCGCUCCCGUAAGUUAAUGGAUAAAGUGGAACUUUCAUGUACUCCGCAAAGGUGUUUCGAGUCAAUUAGCCGAUUAGAGCUCUUCUCAGGUCGACAUUUCUGUAUUAUAAAUUCUUUAUGCGAAUAUUUUGAGUUGCUGGAUGUUUGAUUUCCGUGAGCUGUAAGCCGUAAUCAUCGAGAUUAAAACAAAAAAAGGUUUGAAAUAUUCCAAUUUACGUGUAAUAAAUGUAGAAUAUACGAAAGUUCCACUUUUUUUAAUGAGUUUACGGGACAAAUACGAACCUUUCUACGACAUUCGAAUUUUUUCGAGAUGCACCCGUAUGUUAAACGAACAUAUCCUUGACGAAAAACGUCACCUUAUCGACGUCUAUUCAUUUAGCCAUGUUAAAUAACAACACUUUCUCUUUUUUUAAUCCGUUUUUUUUUUUUUAUUUAAUCCGUCUUAGAUCACGUGAGACGCUGCGUGUAAGCUGUUACUAUAGAAUCGAUAAUGUAUAUUAUGCUACGUUCACACGUGUACCGUACAGGAAUUUUAACGUAGCGAGUCGCCAGUCGCUGUACAAUGAAGUCUACUGGUUUCCGUAGGAACAUCGAUCAGUUUUGACAAGAAACCCGUUUUCGCAGUCAGCAUGAGAGAUCACGGAUCACGUGCACACGUGCGUCUUCGCUCCCAUCGGUAGUCGCUGCACCGAGUCGCUCCAAAUUGGCAUAAAGCUAAACUUUUCUCCACUUUGUCGCGUCACUGGACACGCCCACAUCUAGUCGCCUACGGUCACCGGAAGUCUCUAGUAGAAAACGAAAGGUCUCUGGUCACUUUGUCGCCGUACACGUGAGCCUGGCUUACAGUGGGAACUACUGUCAGAGCUGCUGUAAUAGAAAAUGAAUACAUACAGUGUUUGUUCAUUUCAUUAUAAAGACGGAUGUUCGGUCUAUCCGAAGGUGAUUACAGGUGACCUCGGGUGACCCUGUGACCUUAACCAGGACGUGGGAAACCAUUUCACAAGUUUCCUUGAAUCAUUUAGGGAACAUUUCAAGCAGGGAUGGGAAUCCCAGCUCUUUACGAUUACAGUUAGCGAUGCAGCAUGAGAGAAUCGCGUGUGAUUUUAAGCUAACAUUUAUAUGAUGUAUAAUGUCAGGAAGUGCUGACGGUUUACAACGCGAGGAUGUAGUCACGUCCCCGGAAAUCGGCGAGUCAUCGGUGUAACGAUGUGCAGUGAGACCGUGUCCUUACUGCCGCUCGAACCCGUGUACACGAUGUACUGAUUCACCACCCAGGGAGCUUAUUGAGACGCACUCAUGGUUACAGAGUCAGGGCUUUGUUUUUAUGCUAAUGAAACAUUAUUACACAGCCCUGUGUUUAUUGCUCUAUUUUGCCCCCUAGUGGAAUAAAAGAGACAAGCUCGGACGUUUCACAGCUCUGCUCUAAAACAUGCUGGGAAUAGGGUUGGUGAGAAAUGUUCCACAUACGUCACACUGCCAGUUAAACGUUUUUGAGCACCCUGUAUUAACAUUUUUAGUUAAACGUAGCAUACAAUCAGAAAACCUAAGUAAGAAAUGUGACCUUUUAUUUUCUUAUUCGGAAACGAAAUCUAGAUUUAUCCGGAAAAGGCUGAUCCGGAGACGCUCAUAGCACACGACACGUUCGCGUCACGGUCGAUUAGGGCCGCAGCCACGGGACCGGAGAGCGGACACGAUUCCGACAGUCCUAUGGUUCGAUACUGUCUAAUAUCAGCCGUAAGACUUCAUUUCAGUUCAAUUUGAUUUGUAUAGCAGCUUUACAGAAACAUAUCAACACAGGAUAGAGAUUUAAAGUGUGUGAAUUUAUCCUUAUUGAGCGAGACGGUGGUGAGGAAAAAUUCCCUAAGAUGUUAAGAGGAAGAAACCUUGAGAGGAACCAGACUCGGAAGGGAACCCGUCCUCAUCUGGGUAACGACGGAGAGCGUGAAAGUAAAAGAAAGUUCAUUACGGUUCGUACAUGAAGUCUGUGUGUUGAACUAGUCCACUGUUCAACGGAGACAAAUCUCAGCUUGUCUGAGCGUGGACAAUGACAGUCCUUAAAGACAGAUUUAAAUACAAAAGGAAACUACAUCUCUCUUAUUUAAUAGCCAAUAGUGGGUUUUAAAAAAUAAACCUUCACAUGUUUUAAAAAAAAACAACCCAUUUGACUGGCAGCGUACAUCGUACUCGGUCUUAGACACAUGGUGACAUUAACAUUAGAAUGAUUUCAUUUCUCGCGGCACACCAUCACAUCUACAGUGUGAAAAGUGUAGCAUUUUUGUAAGCAUUUAAGAAUGUAAAUGGUCUUCCACAUGAGAGAGAUUGUGUGUGUGUGUGUGUGUGUGUGUGUGUGGGGUUGCUCCUGUAUAUACUGGACACCUUGAAAGAGAAACACACAGCAAAAACAAGAUCUAACAAGAUAAGCUCUUUUUGUGUUUCUUUAUCGUAAACAUUUUUAUGCAUGAUCAUACUUGAUAUUUUACACAAGUGCACUACUGUGUAUGUAUCAGUGUGUAUAUCAGUGUCAUGGGUUUGAUUUAGGAUGCACUGUGUUAGAUUGGGACACAGCCCAGUCUCCUGUCGUUUGUAUGAAUUUGCAAUGUAGUAUUAUUAUUAUUAUUAUUUUUUUAAUUAUUAUUAUUA